GUGUCGUCGCAGCUGGAGCUCUUCCGUACGAACCUACAGGCGUUCGCCAUCAAGUACAAGAACAACAUCAAGAAGGACCCCGAUUUCCGACGCAAAUUUCAGGUCAUGUGCGCUAAGAUCGGCGUUGACCCACUGGCCUCCAAGAAGGGAUUCUGGUCUGAGUUGCUUGAUGUGGGGGACUUCUAUUACGAGUUGGCGGUGCAGAUCAUCGAGGUUUGUAUCAUCACGCGCCCCAAGAACGGCGGACUCAUCGGCAUGAGUGACUUGCUGCGUCUGCUAGAGAAGAAGAGAGGGGUAGCGAUGCAGACAGUGACCGACGAUGACGUUAAGCGGGCGGUUAAGAAGCUCAGUGUGCUUGGAGAGGGUUUCCAGCUGAUCGACAUGGAGGAGAGGACGAUGAUUGUGACAGUGCCAGUUGUACUAAGUCAGGACCAUUCGACGAUCUUGGCGCUGGCACAGACGACAGGCGGCAUGGUGAACGUCAGCAUCUUGGCGCGCGAGCUGCAGUGGGAUAAGAAACGCAGCAUGCUGGCGUUGAAUGUCCUUCUUCGAGAAGGCAUGACGUGGCUGGACGAGCAGACUAGCGAACCUUCGUACUUCUUUCCGAGUAUCACGCUGUCGGGUACUUACACGUAGUCGCGUAGUUACAUGUACUGAGCAGAUAGAUAAGUUGAAGUGCAUUUUUCUGUUUUAUUGUAGCCUACAUCGUACUUUAGA
This is a messenger RNA of Phytophthora nicotianae INRA-310, 717 nucleotides long. RefSeq lists its product as hypothetical. NCBI's taxonomy places the organism in Eukaryota, Oomycota, Peronosporomycetes, Peronosporales, Peronosporaceae. The coding region runs from base 106 to 636 and encodes 176 amino acids. Gene Ontology annotation, biological process: protein transport to vacuole involved in ubiquitin-dependent protein catabolic process via the multivesicular body sorting pathway. Gene Ontology annotation, cellular component: ESCRT II complex. The record is from RefSeq and is a predicted model, not a curated record. The transcript has 3 exons.